UAGAUUUCACUUUACAUCAUAUGUGUUAUAUGUUUGCAGCGAUUUUGUUUAUGUUGAUUUGGCUACAUUCACCGACGAACAACCAAAUCCUCAGCCCAGCUAACCUUGGCUAACUAAGCUACAGUCAACGGAGGCUUAGCUGGCUAAUAGCCAAAGACGAGCAGGUGGUGAGCCGCCGCUUGUUUUAACCGCGCACACUGACGCCAGGGGGCGCAGUGAAGAGGGGUUUCAUUUUGGUGUCAACCUUUGCUGUUUGAGGAUGCACGCAAGGACAAGAAAGAAGUGUGAGAGCACAGUGUGAGAGGUGAUCUUCUCAAAGGUGUCUUUUGGCGUGGACACACUGAGUGGGUGUGUAUUUAAGGGUGUAUGUUUGUAUGGAUGCGCUUGACUGCACGCAGAUUUAGGACCCUGACCUGAUGGAAAAGAGAGACAGGAAGCCGGGAUAUUUUGCCAGGCUGAAGAGGCGGAGACAGCUCAAGCAGAGCCAACCAGACAAGAAUGUGAACGAUCAGAACCCGGCAAUAAUCUCCUGUCCAGACAUCCCAAAUGACAGGGACCCCAAUAAGAAGACAGACCUGCAGAGAAUAACAACAAAGCCACCUGCAGGCUCAGAUGAUGGCUGUAAAGGCAACAAUCGGGCAAAGAAGGAGAAGAAGAGGCCGCCAGGAACGGUGGAGUUCAUUGUGGGACCUAAUGAUUCCCUCAACAGCAUCGCUCUCAAGUUCAACAUCACCCCAAACAAACUGGUCCAGCUGAACAAGCUCUUUUCUCGCAGCGUCUACCCUGGUCAGAAGCUGUUUGUGCCCGACGUGAGCCAGUCAGAAACAGACCUAAAGUCUUCAAGUUCCUCUGAUCCCACCUUCACAAAUGGCUUGUCUGAGAAACCAUCACAUGAUGGCAGUUCAAACUGCAGGUCAGCAAAAUCCAUCCGGCGGGAGCUCUCCCCAAACUCAGAGGACGAGAGCCCAUCAAUGGUUAAAUUCAUCAAGAUGAGCUGCAAAUAUUUCACUGAUGGCAUGGGCGUGGUGGGAGGCGUGCUGAUUGUGACCCCCAACAACAUCAUGUUCGACCCCCACAAGUCAGACCCCCUGGUGAUUGAGCACGGGUGUGAGGAGUACGGCCUCAUCUGCCCCAUGGAGGAAGUCGUCUCUGUAGCGCUGUAUGACGAUGUGUCACGCAUGAAACUCAAAGACGCCCUGCCAUCAGACCUACCGCAGGAUCUGUGCCCUGUGUACAGGCCCGGUGAGUGGGAGCAGCUGCCGUCAGAGCGGGACCUAAACCCCUUCAGCCGCUAUGAAGCUCUGGAUCCGAAGCGACCAAUCGUCUUGGACGACAUUGAAUCAGCCCUCUCUGAAACUGGGAGUACAGAGGGAGAGCAGACAGAGAAGUCUCCGUCGGAUGAAGGAUUCACAGAGUUGGAGCCUACUGUCAACGGCAGCACCGAAGAAGCAGAGAGAAUGUCCUCCAGAGCACCCAGCAUUGUCAGCAGGGACCAAGAGAAACUCCUAGGACUAAGCAACCCAGGCCGGGGAGACUCCCAGGACAAGUCGAUGCUUGAUCAGACUAAAGGGAAACUGGAUGAUGAAGAGGAUGAGGGUGUAGCUCAGAACAGCUCCAUUGAGGAUGGAGAGUCAAUACAAUCCUCCUCAGAGACUGAAAAGCAGGGGGACCCGCACGAUAAACCUACAAGCCAAGAGGUAACCGAAACCAAAGAUAUCAGACCUAAAGGGACCGAAGAGCUGCUAAAUGGUGUGGAUGAUAAAAUAAUCAGCGCACCAGUGGACCAAAACAGGAAGUUGAGUCUGACCGAGGCUACAGAGGUUCGUGGGAACUCUAGUCCUAAGAGACAAAGCCCAGACAGACCAGUAGAGGGGGACGAACUCAGUGAGGAGGAGAGACGCAAGAAAAACUAUGAAGCAGAGGUGAAGUCAUGGCUGAUGGAGAGGAUGCAGGCUCCAAUAGAAGACAUGCUUUUUUCAUCAGAGGAGAAAAGUAAAAAUCCUCCAAUGUUCCUCUGCUUCAAAGUGGGAAAGCCAAUGAGGAAGUCCUUUGCUACUGGGAUGACCUCUAGUCCCGCCCACUCUUUCGGGGGCCGCGGAAAGCAGCCAGAGUACUGGUUUGCUGUGCCACAAGAAAGGGUGGACCAUCUGUAUGCCUUUUUUGUGCAGUGGUCUCCGGAUGUGUACGGGAAAGAGGCCCGAGAGCAGGGCUUUGUUGUGGUGGAGAAGGAUGAGCUGGACAUGAUCGAUAACUUCUUCAGUGACCCUGCAUCUUGCAGCUGGGAGAUCAUUACCAUUGAUGAGGCUAAGCGCAGGCAGAGUUUUGGCAGCUGUGAGGGAGACCUGUCUGUGGAUGCCCUGCCCAUACUCAAUGAUACCAGUGACCUGCUGCAGGACACGCACGUUGAGAAGCUUGCCUGUCGCCUGCCAGCCCGCGUGCAGGGUUACCCCUGGCGACUGGCCUACAGCACUGUGAAGCAUGGGACCAGCCUCAAGACUCUGUACAGAAACCUGGUAGAUGUGGACAGUCCUGUUCUGCUGGUCAUCAAAGACAUGGAUAACCAGAUAUUUGGGGCUUUCUCAACUCAUCCCUUCAGAGUGAGCGAACACUGCUAUGGCACAGGAGAGACGUUCCUCUACAGCUUCUGUCCUGAAAUCAAGGUGUACCGGUGGACGGGGGAGAAUUCUUACUUUGUGAAAGGCUAUACUGAUUCGCUUCAAAUGGGAGGAGGAGGCGGUCAGCUGGGUCUGUGGCUGGACGCCGAGCUGUACCGAGGCACCACCACCAAAUGCGCCACCUUCAACAACCAGCCGCUCUCCGCCCAGCAGGACUUCAGCAUCCACAGUCUGGAGGUCUGGACCUUCGAGUAGCCUCACGUGCUCUAUUCUAGCUACUUCUGCAUUCACGCUCCGCUCCACGACCCCAAAACGUCAAACACCCCCAAGUCUAUUACGCACCAUUCAGAGGCAAACCUAGCUACCCCACAAUGACACUGAAAGUUCCGUGAGAGAAGAUGCAAAGCAGCCCGUGGAGUUGUCAUGUUGACUGAAAACAGAACGGAAAUGUCAGUCUUCUGUAGCCCGUUUUGACAUGGGUUUGACCUGCAGGUGGGUUUUCCACUUUUAUGUCUGGUCCUUCCCUCCUUCAAAGGUGGAAGUGUGAGAAAAUGCUGCUGCUCUCAGUUCAUUGGCUGCCUUAGACAUGUGACUGCAGCCCCAGCUUUCCCAGCAUGCAGACUGCCUGACCACCAUAAGCUUAUGAUGGAAGAGGAUGGCUUCUGAUGAGGGAAACCCCAAAAGAGCAGAUUUUAAGUCUGUAUGAAAGAGUAAGAUGUCCCAUAAUACUGUAGCUUUGUGCAGAAAUAAUGGUGGAUGUAAUUUGUAUGUUUGGGAAUGUACAGGAUUAUGUACUGAAGAAGUUUGGAAAGCUUAAAUUUUUUUUUUUUUUUUUACAACGCAAAGAACUUGAAGCUUGAAGGAAAGAGGAAAAUGCCAGGAAGGAUUUUAGAUCCUCCAACAUUAAAUUAACUUUCAGUGAGGGAAAUGUAGUAAUUGUUUACAUUGGAAGUGCUGCACUUCCUCUGAAGGCCGUCUUGUUCCUUUAUUUUGAGUUUUAGAUUAACUGAAUCUGUCAUUGCAGUUCCUCACUAGUACAUAUAAAGUUUUCAUUCCCUGUACAAUCCAAAACAAGUGAUGAAGCCAGGAAACAUUGACCAAAUAUGUUCUUUUUAAUUUCAUAUUUCUUGUGAUCUCAUCAUAUUUUAUAAAAUAUUUUAGAUUUUUUUUUAUUUUCUACAUUUUAUUUUUACAUUCUGUUUUUACAAAUAAUGUUUUGUUUUUUUAUGGGUCUACUUUUAUAAAAAUGUAGUGCUAAAUAUUUCUGUUUCUGAUUGGACCCAACAAGCACUAGAAAUGACUGUUUUCAGUAUUGUAUUCAUGUCUGACGCUGACUAAUUUUAUCUCUUUGAUUUUUAUUUGUGGUCAUUGUUGAGAGUUACAGCCAGUAGAGCUUUUUCAUGAUAUCACUUUGCACUAUGGGAUUAAUUAACAGUCCAUGCUGUGUUGUGGCCCUGUGUAAUUAAGCAUUUCUUUAAUGUAAAAUUUGUUACUGAAUGUUGUUUAAGCACCACUACAGAAGGGAAGCUGCCUGUCCAACCACAGGUCAGUGUCUGCUUUACUCAAAUGGGCGGAAAAGGGAUAAUUUUUUUUUUUUUUUUGCACUCUGAUAUGCCACUAAUUAAAAAUUCAGAUCUACUAACAUGGAAAAGAAAUAUUCAUUUAUAUCCUAUAUAUCUGACACAGGCCUGUAGUGCAUGAAUAUGCAAUACUGCAAAUGUCUGACGCCCUUGUUGUGAUACCCGCCAUACUAUUCACUAAUGCCAGAUAUCGCUUCAUGUGAAAAUGAACUCUGUUGUCUGUAGCUGUUCAGUGUUGUUACUGUGAAUGCUCCCUAAGUAUUAUUUUUCUUGUGAAUCCAAAACUGCUGUGUUCUGUGAUAUCACUAAGGAUCUAUUUAUUGUGUUGUUGUUGCAACCACAUCUAAACUUAAA
Xiphias gladius (swordfish) is the source of this 4549-nucleotide messenger RNA. It is a transcript of the gene ncoa7b, whose product is annotated as nuclear receptor coactivator 7. Gene Ontology annotation, cellular component: nucleus. Gene Ontology annotation, biological process: regulation of transcription by RNA polymerase II; response to oxidative stress. The record is from RefSeq and is a predicted model, not a curated record. Lineage: Eukaryota; Metazoa; Chordata; Actinopteri; Istiophoriformes; Xiphiidae. The transcript is spliced from 17 exons. The coding region runs from base 417 to 2870 and encodes 817 amino acids.